ACCAGGCGCCUAAAUUUUAAAUUUGCUUCAGUUGACGGCGGGUGGACGAAAUCUGCAGGGAUGACUGAAAACACUUUCCCGGUGUACAAGGUAGAUGUCAUUGUGCAGUUCUACCGAACCGAAGUUUUGACUGGACAAGAGGCCAAACAUUUUACAAAGAAUGAUAUUACUCCCAACCCAAAGGCAGAAUCUAUUCAAAGACUCUACAUGAGAAUUUUGCAGCUUCUUUUUCGUUUCAGGCCUGAGUGCCAUUACACGGUGCCUUUGUCUGAAAACGUUCAGUACCCAAUGCUGUAUGAAUGGGUUACUCCAAUCAUGAGUGUUUACAUGCGCAUGUGCCAGUUUUUACCAGUGUGUCAUGUGUAUGACUUUUCCUUGAAUGACUUGCUCAACCCCAAGGGAAAACGCACAAUCAUAAUACUGAGUGCAAUCCAGAAUUUCCUUCACUUCAGAAAGCAGAGGUUGGAAAUUACUGCUGCCCACCAACAAAGUUUUCGCUCCGAUAUGGAUAGACUUCAGGCAUACACAAGGGAAAUAAAGGAUGCUGAAAAGAAGAUUGAGAAACUGACUACCAUACCACCAGAGCAGCAGGCAGAAGCUAAAGAGCUGGCGGCCGCACUAGCAGAGCUGACGACCAACACACAGCAUGAAUAUCAGGAUGUGAGUGCAAUGAAUGAAAAGGUUGCACAGUGCAAGACAGAGAUUGCUGAAAUAUCACAGAAACUGAGUCAAAGGAGAGUAGAUGUGGCAACACUGAAGGAUGAGCUAUCCAAGCUCAAGUCUCAGAUUGUGGAGUCCCCAGAGGAGCUCAAAAGUGAAAUGGAAAAGAUGAAAGAGAAUGUGAAAAGCAUCAAGAUGUCAAAAGAGCUGGCAGAUGAAAGGCUUGUGGAACUACAGAUGCUGGUGCAGUGUGCAAGUCAAGUGGAGGCAGAAAUUCAUGUCAUUCUCAAACAGCUGCAGGACUUGCAGAGUAGCAUGUACAAGACCAAUCUGCAGAAAGAGGAGGUCCAGAGCUUAGCAGCUAUGAAUGAAGCCCUGCAGAAAGAACUAAGGAGCCUGAGCACUGAGGAGGCCCAGCUGAAGAGAGCACUAUCCAUGAAACAAGACAAAGAGUCUAAACAACAAAUCCGUCGACUGAAGAAGAAAGAGGUGAAAGAUCAACAGGUCAAAAAUAUUUAUGGGCAAUAUGACCAAAUCCAUCUGAAACGGGAGGAAGUUGUGAAACUAAUAGAAGAAAGUAACCGUGAAACUAAGCAGUUCAAGGAAAAGAUGCAGAAGCUUAGAGAGAAGUGCAACCAGCGGACUCACAAAGCUCAGGAGAUCUAUGAACGCCUCCUUACUACUUUGGAGCAGUACAACAAGAGGAUUGAAAGCAUUGUGGUGGAUACUAAUGCAGACAUUUUAAAAAUUAAAUCCCAUUUCUAGAACGUAAUCAUUUCAUUCUUUAGGUUCCUGAUCAUUGUUAAAUGUCUGUUUCAUAGCUUUGUAAAUGUACUUUUCUUUGGAUGA
Messenger RNA from Xyrauchen texanus (razorback sucker), 1509 nucleotides. It is a transcript of the gene nuf2, whose product is annotated as UF2 component of NDC80 kinetochore complex. The transcript has 14 exons. NCBI's taxonomy places the organism in Eukaryota, Metazoa, Chordata, Actinopteri, Cypriniformes, Catostomidae. The record is from RefSeq and is a predicted model, not a curated record. Gene Ontology annotation, biological process: mitotic spindle organization; meiotic chromosome segregation; attachment of mitotic spindle microtubules to kinetochore. Gene Ontology annotation, molecular function: protein-containing complex binding. Gene Ontology annotation, cellular component: kinetochore; Ndc80 complex. Bases 61 to 1425 code for a protein of 454 amino acids.